Messenger RNA from Esox lucius (northern pike), 1348 nucleotides. Its product is annotated as aquaporin-5. Bases 187 to 1119 code for a protein of 310 amino acids. Gene Ontology annotation, cellular component: plasma membrane. The record is from RefSeq and is a predicted model, not a curated record. Gene Ontology annotation, molecular function: water channel activity. The transcript is spliced from 4 exons. Lineage: Eukaryota; Metazoa; Chordata; Actinopteri; Esociformes; Esocidae. Gene Ontology annotation, biological process: transmembrane transport.
UUACCCACUUACACAUUACAAUACCGCCAGUAUGCUGAGGUGACUGUGUAAUCAGGCAAGUCAUCUCGGAGAAAAAAAGAAUGGACUGUCAGACGCGUCACAAGGGCUUGGUGCCACCGCUAUAUAGCUGCACUAUCCUCUGGUGGUGGAUUGGUUCUGCUACUGCGCCGCUACAGACAGGUCUUCAUGGUAGAAGAAAACGUCAAACCAAGAGAGACAGAUAUUCAUUCAUCCACCAUGCAAGUCCUUUCUAUCCUGGCGUUGGUUCUGAAGAAUAUUUGGACACUCUCUUUCCUCCGGGACGUCCUGUGUGAAUUUCUGGGCACUGCCCUGUUCCUAUUUGCCAGCCUGGGCUCGGCAGUACUGUGGCCCCAGCUUCCAGACCGGGACGACUUGUCGUCUGAGCCAGACCUGGCCUCUCUUUCCGAUGCCCAGCCCCUGUCUCAGUGCCACCCUGAUCCGCUGCGGGUGGCGCUGGCAUUUGGAGCGUCCGCGGCCUUGGUGUCGAUGUGUCUGGCUCCUGCUACAUCCGGAGGUGGGGUGCACCUCAACCCAGCCGUGACCUUGGCUCUCGCUGCAGGACUGAGGGUCAGCCCGUGGAGGGCCGUCCUGUACGUGGGUGCUCAGCUCCUCGGUGCCCUCUGUGCCUGUGCCCUUCUCGCGGGCAUGGUGCCCGACUCACUACGAGGACAGCUGGGGCUGAACAAGGUAGCUUUAGGGGUCCACCCCUGUCAAGCUUUCUCUGCGGAGACAGCCAUCACUUUUCAACUGGUACUCUGUGUUUUUGUCACAUCUCAACCCAAAUCAGCAUUCCACCUUCUGGGUCCCACAGUGAUCGGUCUGUCUGUAACUUUGGGACAUUUAGUUGCGAUUGGGUACACUGGCUGUGGGAUGAAUCCAGCUAGGUCUUUUGGUCCAGCUGUGGUCACUUUAAAUUUCCACAAUCAUUGGGUGUACUGGGCCGGGCCAUGUGUGGGGGCUGUGCUGGCUGGCAUACUGCAUGACCUCGUGCUCCAGCCACGUUGGGGUUGCCCCGGCGACUGGCUGGUGGAGUUUAAGGAACUGUUACCCAAGGCACCACACAGGCAGCCCACCACAUCGGAACACACGCAGGGGUAGAGAUGGAUCUUUAAAAGACCACAGAAGACCAUUUCUUGAUGUCUGACCACUGUCCACAGGUGACAGCAAACAGUUUUAUGAUAUCUGACCACUAAUCAUGGGUGACCGUGCACCAUUUCCUGAUCUCUGAUACAUAAGUGUGUUUUUCACAAACAGCUGUAGCAAUGACGAUGUACUAUAUUCUCUGGCAGUCAGCUUUCUCUCUCCUCUCUUUCUUCUUUCCUCUCUC